This is a messenger RNA of Pomacea canaliculata, 1846 nucleotides long. RefSeq names its product tripartite motif-containing protein 2-like. The transcript has 3 exons. NCBI's taxonomy places the organism in Eukaryota, Metazoa, Mollusca, Gastropoda, Architaenioglossa, Ampullariidae. The coding region runs from base 273 to 1295 and encodes 340 amino acids. Gene Ontology annotation, molecular function: zinc ion binding. The record is from RefSeq and is a predicted model, not a curated record.
UGGAGUGUGUCACGCGUGAUACAAUAGUGAAACAAUCUUUAAUGAAUGUGACUCACGGUAUCAAUUACCGCCCCUUGCUCAAACAGCUUUUCAGAUGCUUGAAAUGUAAGUUGGCAAUAAAAUCUCAUCUGUGAUAGUUCACGGAUACAUCCAUCACAAAAGCUGUGUUGUGACUGUGACAAAUAACAUUGUGUGUGUGGUAGUGACAGCAGCACUGCAAUGUGAUUGCAGAUGACUUAGCGAGCGACUUCCAUGUUUCUGAACAUACUAUCAUGGCAGCCUCAGACAUGGCUUCUGUACAGACAAACAUGACAUGUGCAAUAUGCACAGAAGUUUUUACAUCCCCGAGAUUCCUGCCCUGUCAUCACACCUUCUGUCUAGAGUGUCUAGAGCAACUGGCAAAUCGCCAUGGAAACACCGUCCCGUGUCCUACCUGUAGAGCUCCUGCUACUGUACCGCCAGGUGGUGUGCGUGCUCUACAAGUCAACUUCUACUUCACUGACGAAGCUCUAGAGCAGGCACGUAGUGAUGAAAGCCAUUCAAAGUGUUAUGUCCACACUAAAGAAGCUGUGGAGCAGGCAUGUAGUGAUGAAAGCCAUUCGAUGUGUCCUGUACACACUAAAGAACGUGUCAUAUUUUACUGCGACCAGUGUGACCAAGUCAUCUGCUUGAGAUGUAAGCUGACUAAACACGAGGGGCAUGUAACCGAAGAUCUGUCCGAGACCGCAAGUCGUUGUCAGCAAAUCAUUAAACAGGAACUGCAUCAUCUAGAGGAAUCCACUGACUACAUAACCAACAAUUUUUUACAAUAUUUGAAAGAAAAUGAGAAACGAGCCCGAGAGAAACGAAAUGGAAUCUCCAAACAGAUUCAAGACCGGUUCGACUUAAUUGUAGCAAUGGCAAAAGAAUAUCGUGACCAAGCACAACAACAACUGGAAGAAAUCUCCGAUAGUUUGGAAAAAGAAAUGGCUGCUGACAUACAGCGAGUACAAAGCAAACUUAACUCCCUUCUACAGCUUAACGACCGCAUUAGACUAGCCCUGACUUCAGGCUGUGACAUGGAGGUCCUGCAGGUGAUGAAAGAGAUAAUAAAGGGAAAAGGAAGCUCCAAGCGCCUAAAAGAACUUGGUAAUGCAGUGCCUGAUACGUGUUUCUGUCCCGGCCUUCAUGGCGACUUCACCAACCACAUUAAAGAGGACAUCAAGAGGUUCAUUGGGAUCCCUGUCAGACUGGAAUUUCCGAUUGGACAAAACGUGGACACGGAAUGCUUGAGUCAAUCUGAUGAUAGCGAUUGAAGGGAAGUGCACGCUCUUCUUCAAAAAGAGAACAAAAGUAUUGAUAUAAUUUAUGGAAGAACAGGAGGGGACUUUUCCAAACAGAAACACAUGACAUGGGGGUCUGCAGGCUCUAAAUGUAUAAAGAACACAUAUGAAACGGGGAUAACAUGCGUCACACGUAAACCUUAUAUUUGGGAAUGGGAAGAGUCGGAGUUCAGGGCAUUUGGUUCUAAGAGUGUAAGCAUGCUUGCUAUUGUUCAGAAUUAUACAAAGGACAUAUGCUAUAUUAGUCCAGUGGAGCUAGAAUAUGAAAAUGGAAAGGUAACACGUAUUUUAGGUCAGUGGUUCUCAAAGUGUGGUCCGCGGACCACUAGUGGUCCGUGGGCAUAAGUUAGGUGGUCCGCGGCUGACAGUCGUCAUAUGUCAGCAAAGGGAUGUUUAAAGAGAUGCGUUCCUCGCAUUAACAUUUUAAUUACAAAGAACGAGGUAUACGUAGUUUUAUGUCAACUUAUUACUAUACUACUUUUACAAAAGGACAUUAAGUUUUGAAUUAAAAUGAAACAAAUGCG